Molecule: messenger RNA, 2520 nt
Organism: Wyeomyia smithii (pitcher-plant mosquito)
Lineage: Eukaryota; Metazoa; Arthropoda; Insecta; Diptera; Culicidae
Product: zinc finger protein 69-like
Exons: 5
Coding region: 1-690 (229 amino acids)
Biological process (GO): regulation of transcription by RNA polymerase II
Cellular component (GO): nucleus
Molecular function (GO): RNA polymerase II transcription regulatory region sequence-specific DNA binding; DNA-binding transcription factor activity, RNA polymerase II-specific
Source: RefSeq, a predicted model, not a curated record
AUGAACACCUACAACUUAAACCUGCACGAGUGUACGAUUUGUGGAAAAGGAAGACCGAGUAGAAAGACAGCUUACGAUGUGGAAGUUCAUAAGAAAACGCACACGCAGGGACGGUAUGAAUGCGAAAUCUGCGGAAAAAAGUUUCCAUAUUCGACCCCGCUGAAGCGGCACAUGAAUUGUCAUACUGACGGACGGCCAUUUAAAUGCAAUAUUUGCAAUCGAUCAUUAAGGUCAGAAUCUACUCUAAGAUUUCAUAAGCUUACACAUAGUUCAAAGCGUGAGAGCUUCACAUUCGAGCAAAAUCUUGUCGCUGCUCACUCUGAAGAACAACUUCUCAAUUGUGAUAUUUGCGGUUUAUCGUUUAAAACAGCUAUGAAUUUGAGAAAACAUAAGGAAAAGCAUUCCUCGGAAAUCCCCAUUCAAUGCGAAAUCUGCGAGAGACAAUUUCGAACUCCUUACAAGCUAAGGCAGCAUAUGCUAACCCAUACUAAUGAAAGGCAUUAUGCGUGCAACAUUUGCAGCUUAUCACUCAAAACAAAAUGUAACCUGCAAGUUCAUGAAAAAGCGCACUCGGAGGAACGACCUUACAAAUGUGAUAUUUGCACUUUUUCAUUCAAGACAACUGCUUCGUUAAAGAUGCACGGGAAAACGAAAAAGCACCUCUUUCGAGCACAACUGAAUCACAAAUAAAAAUGAUGGUAUUUUUGGGUCGGUUUGUUACUUAACGCCGUAAGAGUAAUAAAUACGUAUUUUCAACGAGAAUCUCAGUUGGUUUGAGCUAACACACAACUCCAGAAUAAUGAUUUUUUGAUAAGUUUCCAACACAAAGCGGGUUGUAAGGGGGUAAUGCUCAUUAAUUCUCCCGGCCUGUCUCUAAGCUUGUCGGACGAUAGUCCGGUAAAGAUGGUUCUUUGAACCAAUCCAUCCGAGAUGAGACGCGGGCAAGGUUUGACCCUACGCAGAUUGCAGAGCUGGCGAACUGCAGCCAUGGACUGCUACUCGGAUGAAUACAACUCUUGAGUACAGCAAAGGCCACUCCACGGCCUGGGACUGUUUGGUAAGCUACAACUCGGUAUAAGUAUCAUGGAGACAAAGCCCAGCACUAGGGAAGGCCCAAAUGUGGAUAAAUCAGCGCUGUGUUUAUUGUCCGGUGUUAGAGAGGUGCCCACGUAUUUAACUUCAAGAUUGCUUCCAUCCGAGCUUUCAUCGUACAAGGAACGAAUUCCUUCUGGUAUUAUGACUGUAAGGGCCGUUCCCACCAACAACCUAGCACCAAACUGUAAUAUACAUACAAUUCGAUAAAGAAUAGUUAGAAGUAUAUCCGUUAGGUAUAAGCAUAAAUGUCAAAACCCUGCCAUAAUGUUUGGCUAUGUAUGUUGCUGAGGUUUGCUGAUAGCUGAAUAAACAGCAAUCGAUCUCUCUGGUUUUGAUCGUCAACGUUAACAGACGCGUUUUUAUAAACCGAAAUCCCCGAGUAGUUUCAUCUUUAACAUUGGCGACGAGGAUAAAUCAUUCCAAUUCGUAAAGUGACGCGUGUUGUGCGAGAAGUACAGGCCGAAAAUUUUUGCUACAGAGUUGUGUACGGGCGUUAUUUUGGCAGAUCCGUUAGCGUUGGACGAGCGCCGAGAGGGCAAAGUUUUUUUUGCUGGAUCCACCAGAUUUGAAAAAACUAGCACGCCGGUUGCAAGGCAACGCUUACAGCAUCGGCUGAAAAUCAGCGUGCGCUAAACUGAGGCUUAGCUUAAGCUGAAUUGAGCUACAUUUAGCUGAUUGUAGUUUAGAUUAUUUGAGAGAUACGAGUGGCUAUUUACGACGUCGUGCAUUGAAAAGUCCAGAAGCCAGGAAGAUAGCAGCAGUUGGAUAGAGCGUUGCAGUUGGAUAAAUAGCGGUUGAAUAUACAGUAGCUGUUGGCGUCUUUAACGAUUAUGCGGAAUACGGAAGUCCUUCAGCAAUGGCGUUAAUGGGGACCAUCGAUCCUUACGUUGUAGAUCUCGAUCGGAUCAGUUUUGAUCUCGGCCCACAGGGGGAAACCCCGAACAUAGGCGCAAUAUGGCGUUUCGGGUGAUGAACCACCACACACCCUUGGUUGGCCAGGGCUUGAGAAGGAGGUACGAAGACUCUGAUGACGAUGAACCGUUUCGGGGAUUUUUGCCAUGUUCACCAACACCUCCACCUACAAGAAAUGAAGUGCAUCCCAAAGGUAUUGCAAUCGAAUGAUUCCAGAACCUCGCUUGGUUCUUUUCGAAACUACCCUACAGAAGGCGUACGAAGAUCAGUCAGGCCCAGGAAAAAGAAGUAUGAUGGAAAUUUUGUUUAUUUUAAGUAACUAUCGAUUGAUUUAAAUUACCUAAGUGAAUACAUUACUUUCGAAUCUAUGCUUAGCUUAAGAAAAUAAUUUUGUAAAUAUCAGUAGCUAUAUUAAGUUGUAAAAAGUUUAAAAAGUAGUUCAAAUUUAAAGGGAAAGGUAUUGUAAUAUACAUGCAAUUCGAUAAAGAAUAGUUGUUAAUGUUUGGCUAUGUA